CCCGCCCGCCCCUUCCCCGCCACUCGCCGCCGCCGCCCGGUGAAAAUGAAUGUCGAUCUCGCCGCCGUCCGCUCCGUCCGCACGUUCGCCGGCUCUUCAUCCCCAGACGGGGCUCGUCUCGUCGCCUUCACCUUGUUAGGUCUCCGCCACCGCCGCAGCCGCCACAAGACGGUCCGCUGACGGACGCCGCCGCCGCGGGGAUUUCUUCUUCUGCUGCUGCUGCCUUCACGGGCGUCUGGCUGAGACGAUUUUACUCGGCUUAGAGGCCAUGCCACGCUCGAGAAAACACAAGAGAGGUGGAGUCGCUGUGGAGUCUCCAAAAAAUGAGGAUGCAGUCUCCUCGUUAGAUGCUGUUGCUCAAAACGACAGCACCAAUGGGGUGAUUGGGGAUCAUGAAGAAGAUGGGGAUGGUUUGGCUGAUGCCAAUAAUGAAGAACUGGAGCUGAAACUGAACCAGUGCAUUGAGAACACAUUAGACAAGAGUUUAAAAACCCGGCAAGCUGGCCUCAAAGGACUCCGGGGCGUUCUGCGGGAGCAGCUUCUCUACGACGUUCUGAUUGAUAGACGAGUCACAGUCACCGUCUCUGUUGAGAAAUGUCUCAAGAAAGGAAAUGGCGAGGAGCAGGUGUGUGCAGCCACGCUUGCCUCACUUCUCUGCAUUCAACUGGAGGGCGGCCAGGAGGCAGUCGAAGUCUACCGGGCUACCCGACCACUACUGGUCUCAAUCCUCAUGGACAAAACAGCCACUGCAGUGGCCAGGCAGAGUUGUGCAUCUGCCCUUGGAAUUUGCUGCUUCGUCACAGCUGAUGACAUCGAGGAGGUGUCUGCAACCAUGACGGUGUUGGAGACGCUGUUCAGCCCAUGUGGAUGUGAGGCAGGAGGAGUGAGUGGGGUGUUGGCAGCUGGCCAGGCACAGCGUGCGCUCCAGGCCAGUUCCCUGCUGGCCUGGACUCUGCUCCUCACCAUCUACCCUGCCUCUGGCCUGCACGCCCUGCUGCAACGGCAUCUUUCUAGUCUUCCUGAGCUCCUCUCUUGCGAGGACGUGACUGUGAGAAUUGCUGCCGGGGAGACAAUGGCUCUGCUUUUUGAACUAUCGAGGGAACUGGAUCAGGACUUUGUCUUCGAAGGCACCGAGGGGCUCUUCUCCCAGCUCAAAGCUUUGGCCACGGACGGCAGCAAACACCGGGGAAAGUGUGAUCGCCGCAAGCAGCGCGCCAUCUUCCGCAAGGUCCUGCACUCCGUCCAGGAUGGGGAGGUUCUGGCCGAAACAGUCAAGUUCGGCCUGGAGUGCAUGUACGUGAACAGCUGGGCACGGAAACGCACCUAUGAGGCCUUCAAGGAGGCCCUCGGCCCUGGAGUGUGGCCUCACCUCCAGGGAAAUGUUCUACUCAGAGACAUCUUUGAGCUGGGACCACCGAUAUUGAUCAACGCAGCUUCUGUCCAAGCUACAAAAUUGAGUAAAUUUGAGCGGAACAACUUCAACACGGCAACGUUCAAGGCACGGACUAAAUCAAGAGCCUUCCUUCGCGACAAACGCGUUGACUGCUGGUGGAACGACUAACCCAAAACUAUGGGCUAUAUAUAUACACACACGUGGUAUUUUGCCUGUGAUAUUGGGCAAAAUGGAAAGUUAAAUGUUUUGAGGCUGCAGCAUCUGCAGAUGGAUUUAACAGACAUUAAUUUUAACAGCUGUCUCAUAUUUUCAAUAAAGAAAGUCUCCCACACUUAUUUUUAUGCCUGAUGCAGUUUCCCCAUGGGGCAAUUAUCAUGUUGGCAUAGCUGCUGCAUAAGAUCAGACUGCCCUGCAUGAAUGAAUGCUGAAAGACAUGCUUUUAUAUUGUUACUUACAUGGAAGUUAACAGGGGGAUCUGUUUACCGACUGAUGGUUGACAGUUUUCAAACAUAACACGCAAUGUUGACCAAUGGCUAUUACAUCGUAACAUGUAUAAAUAAUACUGAAAAUAAAUAUAAUCCUGAUGGGUUUUUUUUUACGAGAGAAUGCAAAACAAGCUGAGAAAAACAAACACGAAAGAACUUGCACAUCGAUUACACGUUGCACAAGCUAAACAUUGCUAUUUAUCUGUAUUUUAAGUUACAUGUGUCAGUUGCCUAACUUAUUAAAAUAAAAAACCCGUCAUUUUUUACAUUUGCUGGAAUAGUUUGCUGGGGCUGUGUAACCAUAGUAUUUACUGAAGCAAAUGUGUACCAUUAUAACAGCAGAAUAAAUAUUGAAACCUCAAA
Molecule: messenger RNA, 2241 nt
Organism: Petromyzon marinus (sea lamprey)
Lineage: Eukaryota; Metazoa; Chordata; Hyperoartia; Petromyzontiformes; Petromyzontidae
Product: interferon-related developmental regulator 1-like
Source: RefSeq, a predicted model, not a curated record